AUGAACACAAAGGCUGUCUUUGCUACGUACUCGCUUAUGGACGACACUGGCAACUCGUCUCACCAUCUCGGUCCUUCCCUUGAUGACAAGGCCUUAGUUGGCGGCGGUCUUCUUUCCCUUUUGAAAACUCAGCCGAAGUUCAAGCAGAGCAACCGCGCUCUCCUCUCCUUCAUCACCGAUGAGAUCCGUGUCAAGCCAGAUGGCGGUUUCUUCAUCACUUACCUGGGCUCUGCAGUGGGUACUUUGCCGGAUCACCUUAUAGAGGCCGACGCCGACUUCAAUAUCAUUCACGAAUGGCCUGAGGAUAUCGAAGGGACCCUGAUCAUUCUCGGCGAGCAGUGCAGCCCCCACAGCCCGUCCAUCGACUUCGAGAAGAACAUCAUCCUCAUCUCGGACUUCGACGUACCUGUGAUAAUCUUGAAGCCUGCUUCGGCCGCUGAUAUCCAGAAAGCCAACACACUUCGUCUCUGGGAACUUCCAUCCCGCAAGAUCACCUCCACCAUCACCAUUUCCGACGCUCAGGGUAUUCAGGAUGUCCAUUUCAUCCCCGGUAACUCUGAGUCUGCCGCCAUUGCGACUGCAGGUGUCGCGGAGCUUCUAUACGACCUCGGCUCGCGUGCGCGCGAGAACAUGGCCAUGUACCCCGACCUCGCCGACGACGGCAACCACGUCGCAGCCCCCGAUAUUAGCGACCUCAACAACGUCAAGCGUUUUGACAACCCGGACAAGGACCAGGGUAUCGUCAGUCCCUACUACAUUAAGGUCAGCCCUGAUAAGAAGAACCUCCUCGUCACCGACUACUCUAUCCAGACGCAUGAUAUUGGCAUCGUUGAUACGCCUGCGGAUGUCAAGGCGCAGUGA
Messenger RNA from Dothidotthia symphoricarpi CBS 119687, 861 nucleotides. RefSeq lists its product as uncharacterized. The coding region runs from base 1 to 861 and encodes 286 amino acids. The record is from RefSeq and is a predicted model, not a curated record. NCBI's taxonomy places the organism in Eukaryota, Fungi, Ascomycota, Dothideomycetes, Pleosporales, Dothidotthiaceae. The transcript is spliced from 4 exons.